Messenger RNA from Planococcus citri (citrus mealybug), 3380 nucleotides. RefSeq names its product dynein axonemal light chain 4. Lineage: Eukaryota; Metazoa; Arthropoda; Insecta; Hemiptera; Pseudococcidae. The transcript has 3 exons. The record is from RefSeq and is a predicted model, not a curated record. Gene Ontology annotation, biological process: microtubule-based process. Bases 711 to 1031 code for a protein of 106 amino acids. Gene Ontology annotation, cellular component: dynein complex.
UUAUGUACUUAUUCGAAUUACGGGGAGAGCCCAGAAUUAACCCAUAAAAAAAUUUCUUGGCCCCCAGCUGUUUUGAAAAUCGGAAGUUUUUAGGCUCCACUCCCCAUGUUGUGGAACUGCGAAAAUCCAAAAUACGUUUUUUCUGAUUUGUUGGACUCAUAGGUGUCUACGUACAUAAAGCCAAGUUCAUUUCUUUGGACCGCAAAAAAGUCAGCCGAAUUCAAUGCCUAGAGCACUUUCUGGCAGUUGGACUGUAUCGAACGUAGGAAGAAAAACAUUCAUUCAAUAAAAUAAAAAAUUCCUAUUUUUCAAAAAAAAAAAAAAAUAAUACCCAUUCGUUAAUAAAGGAGAAUAAUAAAUAAAACAAAACCGAGGGCUCUAUCAGCUCCUACAGAGCUUUCACGAAACUAAACCAAUAAACGAAAACCGUAACCGAACGUUGCACCCUGAUGGCGACAGCAAGCAGAUCGAUCGAUAUAGUAACAGAGGAACAUAUUACUACAGAGCAUAGCGACGGGCAAAAAUAUGCGAAUACUUAAUAUUCACCCUCACGAUGAUAGAAAAUAAUCUUCGCAGAUAACGCAGUGGCUUCCAGCCUACUUGAUUUUUGAAAGAACAGAAUUAGUUGUAAGCCUAUUUUACUAUUGACCAGUUCUCAGCACUCAGCAACAAAUCAAACAGGGCUUUCAAUCACGAAGAAUUGUCCAACCAUGGCUGAAAUAUUAGAAGGAAAAAAGGAAGACGAAAAUCGCAAAAUUGUUCACACCUAUCCGUUAGUCAAAGUUUCAGAUAUGAACGAUGAAAUGAAAGCGGAAGCUGUUGAAACAUGCGUCACUGCUUGUGAAAAGUUCUCCAACAAUAACGAGGCGGCUGCCAAAAUGAUCAAGGAAACCAUGGACAAAAAAUUCGGCGCUGCUUGGCAUACUGUAGUAGGAGAAGGAUUUGGUUUUGAGAUUUCUUACGAUUGUAAAUCCUUAUUGUAUAUGUUCUUCGGAGGCAACGUCGCUGUAUGUACUUGGAAAUGCUCUUGAUACAUAGAUCUACGCGUUGCUUAAUUUUUUCGAGCUUAAUUUUGUAAAAUGUGCAAUGUAAUGUGAUCAAGUACCUCUACUGCCCACUUGGGGUUCAAUUAUGUAUCUAGUCAUUAUAGUUGAUUUUUUUAAUUGAGAAUACAAUAUUAGACGAUACUAAUAUACCUAAUAUUUUGGCUUAUCAAACACACCAACCUGCGAACCUAUAAAGUUCGGUUUAGGUAUCUUUUAUUAAUUUAUCCCAGUAAACUCAUACUUACUCAAUUAUUUUUAAAAAAAGUUAUUUUGAAGAAACCGAAAAAGUUUUAAAAAGUAACCAAAAAUGAAUCAAAAAUAAGAUAAAACGUGAGCAAAACACACGAAUGCAGAAAAAAAUCACAAAAAAAAACAGAAUAUCAGAAAUUGACAUGUUCCAACUUUUUAAUAAAAAAAUUCAACAAUUUUCAACCUCUUGAUAAAAAAGCGAGACUUAUUGUCCAUUUCUGGCAAAAAAAAAGAAAAAAAAGCCUGGGGCAAUGCUUGAAAAAAAGGUAAGACUUCUAGGAAAUUUUUGCAAAAAAAAAAAAAAACGAAAAAUUUUAUUGAUAUUUUAAAAACGAGAAUUUUUCCAUUUUUUAGGUUUUAACAAAAAGCAGGACUUUUUGAGAAUUAUUGGUAAAAAAAGGCGCUUUUUAACAAUUUCAGUCAAAAAAGCAAAGCAAUUUUCCAAAGAAGCGAGAAUUAUUUUAAAAAGCAAAACUUAGACAAUUUCAGCAAAAAGCAACGAGUUUUGGAAAUUAAGUAUUGACCAAAACAUUUAUUUUAUUGCAUUUUUUGCAAAAAGUGAGAUUUUUUUACAUAUUUUUUUGUAGGUAGAAAACCCGAUACUUCUUGCCCUUGGUAAGUAAUUUCAGAAUCGAAUUAUUAAAAAGUCCAACUUUUUGACAAAAUGCAAAAUUUUUGGAUUUUUUGGAAAAAAUGCAAGACAUUGAAAUGUUUGGCAAAAAAAACGAGAGUUUGUGACAUUUUUUGAAUUUAUGGCAUAAAACAAGACUGACAACUUCGGCAAACAGCAGAACUUCUUGGAAAUUAUUGAAAAAAAAUACCUAAUCUGAAAAAAAAACUCGCUGGCUAUUUUGCUAAAAAGAGAAAAUUUUUUCAAAAAGCAUAAAGACAAUAUUAGCAAAUUGCAUUUUUUCGCAGUUUCUUUUUUCAAACGGUGAGACUUUUUUUUACAUUUUUUUGAUAGAUAAAAAAACAAAAAAAUGAAACCCCUUUGUUAAUUUUUGGCAAUUUCAAGUAAAAAAGUGACUUUUCGCUAAAAAGCCAUUUUUGCCAAUUUUUGACAAAAAGACAAUUUUCAAAAAAAUUUUAGAAUGCAAUUUUUUGCAAAAAAAAAAAAACUAGAAUUUGAGACAUUUUUUGUAAUUUUUGCCAAAGAGCAAGACAGAAAGUAUCAGCACAAAUGCAGGACUUUUUGGCAAUUGUUGGCAAAAAAAUGAUACGUUUUUGAAAUGUUUGUGGAACUGGGACAUUUUUUAAGGGCUGAAUAGCGAGAUUUUUUGGUAAAAUAGUAAAACUAAUAAGUGAUUUUUUUUUUAAAUUAGGACUUUUUGGAAUUUUAUGAAUAAAACCGAGAAUUUUUGGCAAUUUUGACAAAAAGUGAAAUUUUUUGCUGUUUACCGCAGAAAGCGAAACUUCGAGAAUUUAACAAAUGACAGGGCUUUGUAACCGUGACUCUAGAAAUGUGCCAUAGACAGUUGACAAAAAUAACAAUUCACUCAUUAAUAUUAUUAGCAUUUUUUACCCUUCAAGACAUACAUUGAAAAACAAGUUCCGGAAUUUUGUUAAAAAAAAAAAAAAAAGUAGAAAAUAGAAACCAGUUUUUUGAAAAGUAAGUAACCGAGUACGAGUCUUGUGUUAUCUUAUUUUUAUAUCAUUUUGAAUGAAGUCAAAGUAAAUUAAGGUUCCAAACUAAAAGAAUAUCUACAUUUAAAAAUCUUGACUUUAUGAUACCUAAAUGCAAUCAAAUAACAAUUCGUGGACAGCAUAACGUAGGUAAUAUUAUGAUCUUUUUUCAACCAAAUAAAUCUAGCACCUAUGGGUACUCUAGUCGUACGUACAUUUAUACUAUAUAUUUCAUACGUUUGUUUUAAUUUGCUUAAUUUUUUUUAAUGUCUUUUUUAAAAAAAUAGAAUACAUUUUUGAUAAUAAUGAUGGCGUUUCUUUUUGAUAUUAAAAAAAAAAAAAAAACCAUCAACCUUAGUCCACAAUAAUUGAUUAUUUCGAUAAAACCACGACCAGGCAUAAUUUUAUAACAAGAAAGCAGCAACACACGAUGCCUAGAAAAAUUCGAGAAAGUAUUCAAGU